AGGUAGUGGAUUGUUCAUGCGCUUGACUAUAUAUAGAGUGCUCCUCUCUGCAUGGUGUCCAUAAGUCCCUCAUACUCCACAUAUACAUUUGUACUACUACCGCCACUUAAACUUUCAUUUGUGUUGAACUAGCUUCAUCAUGAGCAAGCCUGUGAAGAUUGGUCUAUGGGGUGGAGUCGGAGGCCAGCCUCGUGACGUCAGACACGCUCCCCACCGACUAGCCCGGGUGGAAAUUUCUGGUGCAGACGCAAUCCACUCCAUCAAGUUUACAUAUGAGGAUCAUGCCGGGGAUCAGCAUGUAGAGGGUGUAUGGGGAGCUCCUAGUGGGAACAAGCACACGUUGGACCUUGAAGACACGGAAUAUGUGACUGAAAUUUCAGGAACCUAUGGUAGAUGGGGUAGUGUGUCGUCAAUAGUGAUGUCUCUCAAAUUUGUUACAAACAAUGGACAGACUAUAGAAUGUGGUAUUGCUGGUUCCGGGGGUUCCUUUCAUGUCCCAGUGACUCAUGGCGGCCAGAUCACCGGUUUCUUUGGACGUGUUGGGGAUCUAAUUGAUGCCAUUGGAAUCUAUGUUCUUCCAUGAUCCAUCAUCAUCCAUCGAGUUACUUCCGCUAUAAGGAGUAGCCCAUGAGGCCUACGUGCUACUACUAUUAUUGUGUGUUGGUGAAAUAAAUCAGGGACACCUUUGUUAGCUGGCAGAAUUAUUAUAUAUGCCUGCCAUGCCAUGAUAUGCCAUGUCUUGAAUCCCUCCCAAGUAAGGGAAUGUACGAGUAUGUCAUUUGUGUGAAAAUCUAUGUCGCUUGUAAUAUCUAGUGCUAAUAAGCACGACUUAUGAAUAAGUAACCACAUCCCCUUUA
Molecule: messenger RNA, 857 nt
Organism: Hordeum vulgare subsp. vulgare (domesticated barley)
Lineage: Eukaryota; Viridiplantae; Streptophyta; Magnoliopsida; Poales; Poaceae
Product: horcolin-like
Exons: 3
Coding region: 140-583 (147 amino acids)
Molecular function (GO): carbohydrate binding
Source: RefSeq, a predicted model, not a curated record